AUGCCCGGCGCACACAACCUUACCAUACAAAAUGGGCACGUCAAUGGCACUCGCUCUCUAGUUUUACUGGACGCGGUCUUAUAUACACAAGAUAUUGGACAACCCAUCGCGGGUCCACCUGGACUAACACCACCUAACGUGAUACCACCUAGUACAACGCCAACGCCUCCCAGCAGAACUCCAACAAUAGUAGGAGGCGUUCUAGGAGGUGUUGGUGCUCUGCUUUUGCUAGCUAUCACUAUGUUCCUCUGGCGCUACUAUCGCCGCCGCCAUCUCGUCGCAGGACCUAGGGUCAGCCGCGACAAAACGACGUGGCAACGGAAUAUCCCAAUCCCAAUAACAGGACACAGCUUGUUCCAGACAUCAUCCCCUUGCACGCCGUUUCUCGCCACUAGCUCGAACCACACCGCCGCUCAUCCGGCCGCUGACACUACUGUUGCUACAUUACCCCUCAGUCCGCCAUUGCCGAAACAUUCUCCAUCAAUAUCUCGAUCCGGCAUACUUAUAAUGAGCACAGACUUUCUAAAUGAUCAGACAACUCCAAAUAGUGUUGGUCCUGCGUAUAGAACGGGGUUGCUCUCAGAUGGACGUCCGCCCCCUAGACGUGCCUCUAUAUCGUUGCCGAGAAUAACCUCUGAUCAAUCUCCUGCUUCAGUGCCGCGAGCCGACGUUCAUCCGGAGGUCGACUCAGGCGUCAGUGCACCACUGGGGAGACGCCCAAGAUCGGUAUCCCACUCUGGCGUACCCGUGUCACGAACUCCCUAUCAAAGUGAUAUGACGCCUCUCAAUGCUGUAGGCCCAGGACCUACACCCAUGAUUGCCGGGGUCUUCUCAGAUAGUUAUCCUCCUACUAGACAUGCCUCUAUCUCCUCUCCGCAGCCUAUUGCCACAACGCGACCCCUCAACUACGCCAAGAAAAUUCCCCGGAUUACUCCUGCGAUGUCGACGUCGCCCAACCCACCCGAGACGAGCAUAUUGGGUAGUAGGGUAAGAGAGCCACGACCUUCAGCUACGGCCCACUUGCCCAAUCACGUUGCCGACAUCCAUGGUCGGCCAACAGCCAGAAGUUUGGUGGCUCAAGAUAUUCCCCGCAGACUCCAUGUCCCACCCAAAACCUCUCCCCCACAAGCUGUCGUAUGGCCACGAUCCACACAUAGUCGCCUCCCCGUCAGCCAGGUUGUGUUUAGUGAAGAUCUUCAAACCAACUCAUUCGCGUGGCUCCCUCUGAUCGACGCCCAGAUAAAUGCUAUGGUUUUAGACGUUUCCUCACGAGUAUCUAUCACUCAAAGCUACUGCAACGAGACUUCAUCAGGUACGGGUCCAGCAAAGUUUAUGUUCUCGGUUCCGCAAAAUGCGACUAUAUGUGCCUUCGAAACACGAAAAAGCAAUGGCGAAGUUACCACUUGGAAAUCCCAGGCCUCGGAAGAGGGUCCCCACGAACACAGAAUUGAAGGCCAAAAUACAUUUAUCAUGCCUGUUGGAUCAAUACCUUCUAACGGAACCAUCGAAGUCAAAUUAAACUAUGUCGAGUCUCUCUUUAGUGAUAACAUUGCGAAUCUCGAUGAUAUUCGAUUCAUCAUCCCUGAGCAUGUUGGAAAACCUUCUAGCUCUCAUAGGCAUUCCACCCAAGCUGAAGGAAGGCAAGCUGAAGGAAGGCCUAUUCUCCGCAUUCGCGUUGACAUUCAAACGGCCGGCCACCUCAUUCAAGUUAUCAGCCCCAGCCACAGAUUGGAGACAAGCGAACAACCAUAUACCGCCAGCGAUCAAGAUAACACUUUCUGCCGUCAAAGGACAAGAAUCGUAUUUGAGUCCACAAAAUCCCUCAGCAAGGAUUUUGUAUUGGACAUUCAAGCCGAAGGGCUGGAUGCGCCGCGCUGCUUUGCAGAACCCUUGGUCAGAGACGAGCACUCCCACCGUGGUAUGGACACGGUCGCGUUUUGCCUAACUGUGGUGCCGAAAUCUGUUAUCCCGCGCCUGCCGUCGCAAGAAUACUUGUUUGUCAUCGACCGUAGCACCAGCAUGCGUGGAUCUCGCAUUGAGACAGCAAAAGAGACUUUGUGCAAGUUAUUGCGGUCUCUUCCGACCGAAGGGACAAAGUUCAACGUACUCUCCUUCGCCCAACACGUUGAUCAGCAUCGCCCGCAGAGCGUUGUCUUUAAGCCACAGGCAUUGUCUAACGCACUCACGUAUGUGCGAGGUUUGACCACCUAUCAGAGUGGUACGAACAUCCGAGGCGCGCUUCAAGCUGCGUUCAGACGCGCAAACAGAGCUAUGCCAACGUCAAUAUUUCUCCUUACGGAUGGGGAGGCUAAGGUUGCGGACAGGGAAGCGACACUCGAAGAUGUGCGAAUUGCAAUGCAGGCAGCGCCUACGUCAGCCCCAAUACGUGUCUUCACCCUUGGGAUAGGUGUCACUGUAGCCAAGGACUUGUGCAUGGCCAUAGCGAAGACUGGUAACGGCGUCUGCCUAUUGGCGCCCCACGCGGAUGGUAUAUGGACUCAAUGCACCCGCCUCUUCCACGCCGGUAGAGCUCCAAUUAUAACAGGCGUAACUAUCAACUGGGGAAUCCCCCUCGAGAACCUACAAUCCAAGUCCCUAGCAUGUAGCAUGGCAAGCGUUCGACAGGAUAUUGCGGGAAGCGCUCUUCAGCAAUCGCCUUCGUUGAUAUGCGAUCUGCAUGCUGGCUCGAGGUUCUGUGUAUAUGCCAUCGUCUCCGUCAAGGAAAUCUCCAUCCCGCAAGGAGUCACCAUCACAGGACAGCUAGGCGAACACGGCGAACACUUCGAAGUCGUAGUCCCCGUUCAUAUUUCGGGCCUGGAAGAUACGGACCCAGGAACCCCACCCAUACACACAUUGGCCGCGCGGGAAUUGAUUCGCGAGUACGACGAGCAGCCAAUGCGUAACAAAGAUAGCAUUACACAGUUAGGGGGGAUGUACACCAUUGAAAGCCGGCACACUUCCUUCGUCCCAACAGCUAAAUUGAACAUGGUCAACAAGGAUACGGAGGAGGUCGCACUUCGGUGCUCUCGAUCCAGCGUUGGAAGCUAUGAAACCGCCGACACCGCAUUCCCAGACACGCGCUCACCUUGGUUUGGACUAGUUGAGCUUCCUCCUGAGGCGUGA
Molecule: messenger RNA, 3123 nt
Organism: Pleurotus ostreatus (oyster mushroom)
Lineage: Eukaryota; Fungi; Basidiomycota; Agaricomycetes; Agaricales; Pleurotaceae
Exons: 7
Coding region: 1-3123 (1040 amino acids)
Source: RefSeq, a predicted model, not a curated record